This is a messenger RNA of Hemicordylus capensis (graceful crag lizard), 1414 nucleotides long. RefSeq names its product metaxin 2 (gene MTX2). The coding region runs from base 431 to 1114 and encodes 227 amino acids. Lineage: Eukaryota; Metazoa; Chordata; Lepidosauria; Squamata; Cordylidae. Gene Ontology annotation, cellular component: SAM complex. The transcript has 11 exons. The record is from RefSeq and is a predicted model, not a curated record. Gene Ontology annotation, biological process: mitochondrion organization.
GCGGGCCGGGCCAAGGGGCGGAGCAGGCCCCGGAUGCACUACUUUCUCAGGCUGUCGGCGCAGCCGCCGAGUUCCUGUGGGUGUCCUUCACCUUGUGUGGCGCCGCGGCCCAAAGACUGGGCGCCUGGACGCGCGAGGGGAGGAAGGGCCUGCCGGGAGGGAGCGAACCCGCCUCCCUCGGGCUGGCAACAUGUCGCUGGCGGCGGAAGCGUUUGUGACUCAAAUAGCAGUGAGAGUUGUGUGUGGAAUUGGAGAUGGCAGAGAAAUGCUGCUGCAAAUGGAAUAAGAGCCACAUGAAUUAGAAUCUGUACUACUGACCACAUCUGCAGAACCGUGGCCUCAAAAUGCUGCAUUGUAUCAGCCAUUGAAAGAGGAACAAAUUUUGCUUUCAGACAAUGCUGCCUGUCUUGCUGUUCAGGCCUUUUUGCAAAUGUGCAAUCUGCCAGUCCAGGUGGUUUGUAGGGCAAAUGCAGAAUAUAUGUCCCCAUCUGGGAAAGUGCCCUUUAUUCAUGUAGGUAAUCAAGUGGUUUCUGAACUUGGCCCUAUUGUCCAGUUUGUAAAAGCCAAGGGCCAUUCACUUAGUGACGGGUUGGAUGAAGUCCAAAAAGCUGAGAUGAAAGCCUACAUGGAAUUAGUCAAUAAUAUGCUUUUGACAGCAGAGCUGUAUCUUCAGUGGUGUGAUGAUGCUACAGUCCAGGAGAUUACUCAUCCGAGGUAUGGCUCUCCUUAUCCUUGGCCUCUGAACCAUAUUUUGGCCUAUCAGAAGCAAUGGGAGGUUCAACGUAAAAUGAAAGCCAUUGGCUGGGGCAGCAAGUCAUUUGAUCAGGUGCUGGAAGAUGUAGAUCAGUGUUGUCAAGCACUUUCUCAAAGGCUUGGAACACAAGUGUAUUUCUUCAAUAAAAAGCCAACUGAGUUAGAUGCUUUGGUGUUUGGACAUCUAUUCACAAUCCUUACUACCCAGCUCAUCAGUGAUGAACUGUCUGAGAAAGUGAAAAGCUACAGUAACCUCCUAGCAUUUUGCAGAAGAAUAGAGCAGCACUACUUUGAGGGACAGAAUAAAGAUAGCCCAGCAAGUGAUCCAUCCUCAUCGUUAAGGCGAGGUUUGAGGAGCUGAAUACGUUCUGGUGGCAGAAGUUCUGAACCAGAGUUUUGUUUUGUUUUUAUUUAACUGAGACUAGUAAUGGCUUUGAAAACUGGGCUCAUUGCACACUUCCUGUUUGAAACUGCCAAAUUGUUCUAGCACCCCCCAAAUCUGCAUGUGACUAAUUCAACACACCCACUAUAUAUAAUGUGACAUAAUUGGAGUUUCCCCACUAUGAUAGCCUGCAUGCCAUUUUAAUAUCUCUCUAAAGUGUCCUUGGAAAAGCAUUGUAUCAAAAUGUAAUUGCAAUAAAAUUUAUGAUAAUUAUACAAA